AUGAGACAAACACUUCGGCGAUCUUGUGCUGCAUGUGCGAAGUUGAAACACGGCUGUGACCUUCGGUUACCGCGCUGCUCAAGAUGUGUCAAACGCAAAGUCCUCUGUGUCUAUGCGAAUGAACCCUCCGCGGCAUCUACCGGCACUAACAAUGCCUCCUUGAUAGGACCCCCAAUUGGAGCUGGGUCAUUAUCGGGGUACACAUUUGGAUCGCUUGACCCAUUUGACUCGUAUCCGCCAACGAGACUUCCCCGAGAGCAGAUUCAACGCCUCAUUUAUAGCUUCCAUCACAAAAUAGCAUUUCAAUAUUAUCCUCUUGACCUCAAGGCGACCUCGAAUCCAUUCCUCAUUUCAUGGUGGCCACUUGCUCUUGGGGAUCCUGCACUAUUCCAUGUCUCAUUACAGACAGCGUGUCUUGAUGAAGAGCGAGCGGCGCAGAAGGGAUUUCGAUCUUCCGAAAUUCUGAUGACUGACUCUAUAGCUCUACUACGGCGUAAGAUUGAGGAUACAUCUCUUGCUAUUCAAGACGGCACGAUGAACUCCGUGAUUACAUUGGCAACAAUUGAGUUUGGGAAAGGCAACUAUGAAACCAGUCAAAUGCACAUCGAGGGCGUGAAACGACUUGUCAGUUUAAGAGGAGGCAUCAGCUCGGUGAGACAGACUAGUCCACUAACAGCAAGAAUGAUCAGUUGGGUAUCAAUGCUGAUCAUGGAUCAUCCGCAAUUUGAGACUCAGGAUGACUUUGGAAUCGGAGAUGGCAUACCCCCCAUUGCAGAAUGGCAGAUUGAACCGGCUUUCACUUACAACGACUUACAUGAAAAUCUCAAUAUGGAGGGACCGGAUGAGGUGAUUAACGUUUUUAUGCGUCUGCGCAAUGUUUUUCAACGAGCCAACCGGGGGCCGUUCCCAAACACACAACUUCAUGAUCUCACAUGCUUUGUUGUACAUCGUCUUCUCUUUUCAACCGCGGGUGCGUCCGAGUCGAUACCUAAACUAUCACCAACGACCGAGUGCAUCCGAUAUGCUAUAAUUCUCUACUUGUUCAUUGUUCAAGGCCCAAUAUAUUACCCCCACGACGUGAUGCUUAACAAUAUGAUCGCUAAACUCAUCAAUAACCUCGAGCAACGCAAUCGCACAUCGCCCGAACCGGAGUCACUCGAUGUUUGGCUCAUUGCAGUUGGGAUGGUGGCUUCAACAGGAACGCCACUAUAUGAGUGGUUCUCCAAUAAAGCGCCAGAAACCGCCAGUCGUCUAUAUAUGAAGAGCGCCCAAGAAGUCCUCGAUUGCAUAAAAGGUGUUUUGUGGCUUGAUAAGCCACAGACUGAGUUUAUCUUCAAUGAGCAGUGUGAAGGAUUUCUCUCUGCUGAGUCUCGGUCGAGUUCACCAGGUCUUCGAAGAACAUUUCAACCUAGUAGCGUGCUGGCUGAGCUUCUAUGA
Penicillium manginii is the source of this 1437-nucleotide messenger RNA. RefSeq names its product Zn(II)2Cys6 transcription factor. The transcript is spliced from 4 exons. The record is from RefSeq and is a predicted model, not a curated record. Bases 1 to 1437 code for a protein of 478 amino acids. Gene Ontology annotation, biological process: regulation of DNA-templated transcription. Gene Ontology annotation, molecular function: zinc ion binding; DNA-binding transcription factor activity, RNA polymerase II-specific. Lineage: Eukaryota; Fungi; Ascomycota; Eurotiomycetes; Eurotiales; Aspergillaceae.